Molecule: messenger RNA, 4408 nt
Organism: Lytechinus variegatus (green sea urchin)
Lineage: Eukaryota; Metazoa; Echinodermata; Echinoidea; Temnopleuroida; Toxopneustidae
Gene: tmem184c
Product: transmembrane protein 184C-like
Exons: 8
Coding region: 967-2502 (511 amino acids)
Biological process (GO): transport
Molecular function (GO): transporter activity
Source: RefSeq, a predicted model, not a curated record
CUGUUGCAUACAACUAUAUGCAAAGAUGUGCAUGACUUUAUUUCAAAAUCAUUGGCGUAUGUGAAUACAAAAUGAAAUCCUUUGUAUUUACAAUUUGGACCGUACAUUUGUAUCUUGAACUUUUUUUAAUAUGACAAAUAACGUUCUUUCCACGUAAAUAGAUGUUUACAAUGACUGCUUCCUAUUGACAUCAUGUAGGAACAAGUUACUUUCAAAAGGAAAAUGAUAAUGGAAUUCUAGAGCUCAUAGGAACUGCUCGAAUUUGAAUUUUCCCCGAACUCGAACAGAUCUCCGAGGUUCCAAGAGUUCCGACGUGGGCAGAUCCACCUUUUAUAUUUUUGCAAUGGUGUUUACCACGAUUACCUAAUGAGACUUUGAGGUUUUAUAGGAGGCAAUAUCUGGAAUCAAACAACUACCGAAGAAGUCGAUCAACUAAGAUUUUAGGAACUACUGUCGAUUCGAUUGAAUCUCAAUCAGCUAUAUUGUUAAUUGCAUAGUUUCUAAAGUUUAAGUACCUUGCAGUUGAUAAGUGUGUCAUGCUAAUGUAAAUAGACCUCUGGGAUCUUUGGUUUGAUAAGAGGGGUGUGUGAAUGUGAAGUGAUAAGAAAGAUGAGAUACACCGAUAUUUAGUGGAGUUUGGUCAAUAUGAGCAUACUGUUAAUUGCAAUGCUACAUUAGCAUAUUGUCCGAAAUAUAUAUACAUGGGACAUUUGGGCAAUUUACCCGUUUAUAGAAGGUGAGAACAUCUUUUCAUCUUAAGGAGAAGAAGGGGAAAGGAAAAACUUGUUAAUCCUUCGGUAACAGAGAGCAGGCAAGUUAUGAUCCAAUGAUUGGCAUGAGCUUUCCUCUAACAAUAAACAAAUGAAGGGAUACUAUAUUGCAAUUUAGUUAUCGUGUCGCGGUAUUUCAUUUCGCAAUUGAACCAUGAACUUCAACUAGUCCUGCUCUUUGCUCAAGUAUUUCAAGAUGGCGGUCAAUUGCUCUAAACUCUGCGGAAGCUGUUUAGGAGGGGAAUGGAGAAAGCACUCUCAGAAGAUUUUUCUGGCCGUCUACCUAGUAAUCGCAGUCGUAGCGUUUGCUCUGACAAUAUGGGAGACCGUCGUCACCUCUAUGAAUUCUGAUGAUCCGGUAAACUAUCUUUGGUUUGUUGCUGGGAUAUCUGCACAGCUUGCUACCGCCAUCUCAUUCUGGAAUAUCUUUAAUCACCUGGUUUAUUACUCAAAACCAAGCCAGCAGAAAUAUAUAGUCAGAAUGCUAGGUAUUGUUCCCGCACAUAGUAUCAAUUGCUGGUUUUCGAUCAAGUUCGUCAAGUCGGCCAUCUAUCUGGAUACGAUACGUAAUUUCUACCAGGCUGUUGUCAUCUACUGUUUCAUGUCUCUACUAUUGGUUUACUUGAACGAAACAUUCGACGAUCUGGAGAAAAUCCUCAUCAGCAAACCGAAAUUCAAACCCCAACCACCUUGCUGCUGUGUAAAAGCCGUCCCAAAUAAAAGGUUAAUUGGAAGGUGCCGAGCUGGUGUUCUGAACUAUACAAUACUACAUCCAAUCAUCACGAUAUUAACUAUAAUAACAACCAUUACAGGUCAUUAUACUGAAGGAAGUUUCAUUGGGCUAUGGAUCUGGUUUGCAAUAAUAGAUGGAGUCUCCCAAGUUUGGGCGAUGUACUGUUUGAUGGUAUUCUAUCGAGCCACAAAGGAAGAACUAGCUGGGUUGCAUCCAAUCAGUAAACUAAUCACGGUCCAGCUUACCAUCUUCGGUGCUUUCUUCCAAUCCUUCAUCAUCGCUCUCGUCAUCGGUCUCAGUAAUCCAAAACUGGAUCCAGAGAACUGGGGCUAUGACGAUCAGCAGAAACUGCGCUUCUCAAGGUUCAUACAGGAUUUUAUACUGUGCAUUGAGAUGGGUUUAUCAGCAGUGGGUCACCUCUACGCAUUUCCAUACACGACCUACAAGGAUGUGAAUAAACCAGCAAACUUCAUGAAAUCCUGCAUCUCAUGUUGUUCAGUCACAGACAUUGCUCAGGAUAUAUCUUCACACGUCAAGAGGUUAUCAUCUAACAAGCCUAACCUGGCCAAUCAAAUUGUAUACGAGCAGUAUGACGAAGACCAGCCCAAUGUUGAAUUGGAUGACAUGAUGACCAUCGUAAAACAAGGCGAAAGCGUUGGCGAUGCCUCAUCGGAGACGAGGACGACCACCGCUUCAUCCAACAUCGUCAUCAAAGAGAACAUCGUUGAUGUCGAGGUUGAUGAUAAGAAUAUGGAUGAAAUGGUUGCUGGUGAUGUUGCAAACGGCACGGGACUAAGAACUGUGCGUCAUGAUAGCGGGUCGUACUCGACCAAUGGCAACAGCGUGGCUGGCAAUGACGAAAUCGACCACGGUGUUGGGAACAAUGGAACGGUGAAUGAACUGGAUGACGAUGAGCAGGAGGGAGGUGACUUUGACUUGGGACUAUACACACAGACUGUCAGGAGUGAUGUGACAUUCAAUAUGGAAUUCGACGCGUGAUAAUGGACAUUGGAAGUUAGCAGGUACUACAAUGACGUGAUGCAAGACGGUGGAGCCAAGAAGGUCUUCAAGAAGGGAAUCUUCUCGCUUGAAGAACUAGUAUUUAGUAUUUUUGAAUGUAAACUUUGGGUAAAGAGCUCUAAACUGUUGAGACGAUGAUGGUGACAAAGUCCCUUUUAAAGUUGAAUGAGGUUCAAUUAUGCCGAAAUAAUCAUGAAACAGAUAGCUGCAAACAAGGGUAACAGUUAAAGGUAUAUCAAGGAAACAUGACCUUUUGAUACCAUUCUGAUCUCCAGCGAAUAUUGGGGAAAUAAUUAAAAAGAAAUCCUUCUACGUAUACAUGUAUACCAGGUUCAUUCUACAUAUUCCUAUUAUCAAAUCAAACUUUGAAAGACAUCUCUGUCAGAUGCCUCCAUCGAAACAUUUUAAUCAUACAAAGUAACCAUCCAGUUUAAAUAGGUAACAGAUAACCUCUUUGUUUCUUUGUGUUAUUGUCACUAUAGCUUUUCGAUCACCUUUUCCAUUUCCCUUAUAGGCAAUUUCAUAUUUUCUAAUCAAUAUAGACGAGAAGUGAAUCAAUGGUAUUACUUUAAUACCGAGAAGUAUUCUCUUUGAACUACCAAAAAUAAUGACUGGUACUCUUCAAUAAUUAACAAUAAACGAAAACAAGAAACAUUUGCUUACAACAGCAGAUAUCUUGUCACCCCUAUAAUGAAUUACGCGAGCAAGCACAGCGAAGGUAAAAUCGGUAGAAUUAGUAUAGGGAGGGGGUAUAUGACUUCAGUCUCGAAACUCAAAUAGAGUGGCGGUUUAUUCCAUUUUCUUCACAAAAGAUGACGAACUUUCCGUGCUGGUGCAAAUGAUGUCGUGUGUAAAUUUCUUAUUUCGCAUUUCAAAUGAAUUCCAGCUCACGGCGCUCUCUUUGUUGAUCCAUUAAUUUUCUUCUACAAUUGAAAUAUAUUUUUAAAGAUAUUUGUAUUCGAUGUCUAUCUGUUUACGAUUGUGUUAUUUAUUGGAUCCCUCCACCAAGAGGUACUUCUCAUCAUCCCAUCCAACUUUCGUCAAUCGUCAAUUUUCUUCGAGUUUCUACCUCACAUACAAAAUUUAGUUCGAAAGAAUGAGUCAAGAAUCUGUGAUAUACAAUACUCGGCAGCGGGUUAAAAAAACAGUUUUCUCUACCAUCUCCGCCUCCUUCUUGAAAGAUUUUUGUCGGUUUUGAUGCACACCCUCCCCUCUUCUUCCCCUUCUUCUUUCUCCGCCUUCUCCUAGCUCCUCAUCCUCUUCCAUCUCUUGCUCUUCCCCGUUCUCAUCUUGCAGCUCCUCCUACUGAUCCUUCAGCUCCUCUUUUAACUUCAUUUUGUCCACCUGCUCUUCCUCCACCUCAACCAUGUCAACAUCUUGGUGGCUCUUCACCUUCACUGACUUCAUCUUCACCCCCCUCAUUCUGCUGAUGAUCAUCAUGUUUCUUCACAGUCUGAUGUUGCUCCUCCUCUAUCUGCUGAUGUAUUCUCCUUGUCAUCUUGCUCCGUCGUGGAGCUGUUUGAGCUCCUCUCUACCUGCACUCCUGUCUCCUUUUGUGUCAUCUCAUCCUCUCCAACCUCCACCUCCUGUUGAUCCCCCUUCCUCCUCCUCCUCCUUCUCUUCUACAUCACUAUGAUGCUGAUGCUCCUCCUCUACUUUCUGUUGUUCUACUUAAUCCUUGACGGGCUGCUCCUCCUUCUCCACAACCUCCUCUUCUUCCUCUACACAUUCUCCUGUUACUGCAGUUACUGCUGCUCAACCAAGUCCUCGUGCUCCUCCUAUACUUGUUCUCUUCUAUACCUCCGCGACCUGCUCAUGAUGCUGCCUCUCCUCCCCAACCAGAUCAUCGUGCUUCUCUUCUACUUUCUGUUGUACUUCUACCCAA